Molecule: messenger RNA, 3660 nt
Organism: Hemisphaericaspora subhashii
Lineage: Eukaryota; Fungi; Ascomycota; Pichiomycetes; Serinales; Debaryomycetaceae
Exons: 1
Coding region: 1-3660 (1219 amino acids)
Biological process (GO): early endosome to late endosome transport
Cellular component (GO): early endosome; tubular endosome; transport vesicle
Molecular function (GO): guanyl-nucleotide exchange factor activity; SNARE binding
Source: RefSeq, a predicted model, not a curated record
AUGUCAUAUAAUCAGCAACAACAUCAACUGUCCCCGCAUAAGCAGCAACAACCAAUCUCCCACCUUCCUGUUUUAUAUAAUCCAUUUCUUAAUUGCAUAUUUAACAAUCCUCAUUUCAACAAAUCACCAUUCAAAAGCGUAAUAGAAGAAUUGAGAGCCAAUCACAAUGAAUAUACUUUGAUAGUACCGUCUUCAUACGUUCUCAAUGAAUAUUAUGACCCAUCCACUCAAAGUAAUAGUACAAAGACCUUGCUUAAAGAAUUUUGUUACAACAACGAAGAUUUCAUCAAAUCACACAUUAUUAAAACCAGCACCCCAGUAUCAAGUACGGUAACACCCAUAUCAAAGGAACAACUGGUGAUAUAUAACACACUCAGUAGUAAACAGAUAUUAAUCAAGAAUAGAAUGAUCUAUACCGGAAAGGGAUUUAGAAGAAGUUUAAAACUUAAAAUAUCCCAUAUACUGUAUUUCCAUUCAUUCAGUGAUUAUUUCCCUCAGGGAAGUAAAUUCAUGUUAAUUCAUAUUGAAAGUACAUUAAUUGGAGGAGUACCGAAUCGUAAAUCAUUACCACCAAUUCCCCCACCUUCCUCCUCGGCAUCGGGCACAUCAAAAUCAUCAAAAGAUAAAUCACUUAACCUAGAUUCAAUUACAUUCGAGAAACUAUUACGAAGUUUCCCGUUACUUUCGAAAGCGGUAUCAGAUAAAUUUUAUAAAUUAUUCCAUCAUAAUAACAAGAAAUUUAGAGUGUUGCGAACGUAUACAAGAAAACCUCUAGAUGAAAUUAGAGUUGAGUUUCGGAAAAUGUUAGAUGAAGCUUUUAAGAUAAUUCUGGAUAGCGUUAAAGUUGAAAAUCCAGACAGUGAACAAACAUAUAGUCUAAUAAAUCAUAUUAUAAGUAUGUUUCCCGGAAUCGAUUUAAACAAACUAGUGCAUGAAUAUGUCGAAUUAAACCUAUAUGACGUCCUUUGGUCCCAAUUGAUAUUUCAAUUUAAUUUCCUGAAUGAUGAUAAAGAGACAUACGAUAAGGAGGCAAUUAAAAUAUUGACGACAGAGAAGUAUAGAAAUUUAUCAUGUUUGUCAUUAAAUCAGUUAGAUUUGCCAAUUGAAGAACCUUGGAAGUUGAAUGAGUUAUAUGAACGUGUAUCUUUGGCAAUUAAAGAAUUUGAGAAAUUAUCCGAUUCAUCGAUUGUUAUACUGACUUCAAAGACGAAUAUAAUAUAUAAUACUGUGAAAAUACUUAGCCGAGACCUGUGGGAUUUGACGAUCAAUGCCGAUAUUUUGAUCAGCUUAAUGAUUAUGGUUAUUGCCCAUUCAAAAGUUGACAAUUUAGAAGCACAUAUAUACUAUAUCAGGAAUUUUAAUUCAGUUGACCAUCAUGCAGAUGGACAUUUCAAUUAUAUUAUGAGUAAUUUGGAUGCUGUUUUGUACCAUAUGUCAGGAAAUGAGGCUGGAUAUAUUGAUCUAAUGUCACAGUCCAACAAAAAUUAUCAAUUGUGGAAUUCUAUCUAUGAACAAGAUAUUGAAAAAUUGCAAGAAAUAAUAGAUGAAGUCAGCGACGAAUUUCCCAAUUGUGAAGUGUUGCCAGAUAAUCAUUUCUUGAACAGCAGGAAUAUUAAUGGAGAAAGUUGUAUUGCAUUUGCGAUUAGGUCUAAAAACUACGAUAUUUAUAAUCUAUUAAUGAAUACAAACCCGGGCUGGUUUUCAAUUGACACAGUUCUAUUCGAUAUGAAUGUCGUUACCAAGCAGAAUUUGUUAACACUUUGCUUAAUUGAAGAAACUGACCCCCGAAUUAUGGACGAUUUAGUGUCGAUAAUACUAUCAAACUCCACACCGGAGGAACUGGCGGCAUAUUUCAAUAGUAUCGACAAGUCGGGUAGAUCAGUCGGACAUUAUCUAUUCCAUAAUUAUAAAUUAAUCGAUUCAAUUGGGCAAUACAUUGAUUGGGAAUUGAAGGAUAGUAAUUCUCAUACACCCUUAUUCAGUCUUUGUCGAUGUUAUGAUCACCCAGACUAUGUUGAUUUAAUCAAACAUGGAUUUGCUUGUGUAUAUGAAAAGUAUGGUCGAGGAAAUUUGGAUUUUGAUAAACAUGUAGAUAAAUCGGGUAAUACGUUAUUACAUGUAAUAUUGAAGGGGAUACCUGAAACAGAACUAUUAUCGAAUGAAGGGAAUAUUAUCGAUAUAAACCAGACCAGUCAACGGAAUAUGACUCCAUUGAUGUUGUAUGUUAAGUAUAACCGUUUAGAAAAUUUACAAGAAAUCUUGAAGGAUUCUAGAUUAGAUUUCUUGUUUGAGGAUUUAAAGAAUCAUUAUAAUGUUUUUGAUUAUUUAGGAUUCCUGGCUGCAAAAUCGUUAAAGACUGAAGUGUUUGGCAAGAUGGAAGCUUGUAUUUUCGAUUAUUAUUUAGAUAACUAUUUCCCACGAGGGGCUGAGGAUAAUCUCGUGGCGAUGAAUGGGAAAUAUGAUUCUAAUAAGAAAGACUGGUUAAUAUUUCUUAGGAAUUCCGAUGCAUAUUGUAAUUACAGAUCAAUAAACAAUAUCAAGCAGAGAUUAUUUAUCACGAAAUUGAAAUAUCCGUUAUCUACUUUUCCCGAUGAAGAAACUUUUUGGAAGAACUUUCCGAUAGAUAUACCUACGUCGCCCAUGUUUCAUAAAUUUAGAAUUAAUCGAUUCAUUGAAAAUCUCAAUAUCUUGUUUCGAAGUCUUGUAUUUCAAUCCAAUAUUAAUAGAAGUGUAUUUUUCAAGUCGUUUUUAAGUGUGGAAGUAGAAACCCUGAUUUUAGAUAUCAAGAAAAAGAUUGGAGAAUCAAUUGAACGAAAUAAAAUUAAAAAGUUUGGCGAGGAUGUGACUUAUAAAACCAACCAGAUCUACGAGAUUGAGUACUUUUUAGAAUAUUCCUUAACUGAUUUGAAUAAGUAUAAGACCUUAUUUAGCAAAUUAGCAAAAUUAAUUGCAUUUGCUGAGCUAAAACAAACUGAUGCCAAUUAUGUUGAAGAUCAGGCAUUAUUCAACAUAAUCCCAAAAAGCAAUUUAUGCGACAACACCUUACGAAGUGCGUCACAAAUUGCUGAACGCGAUUCCUCGUGGAAUACAUUAUUGGGAUAUAUAACAUGGAUUCAGGCAACUUCGGAGGAAUUACUCAAGAAUAUCAAUAAAAUAAUGCAAGAGAUUAGAUCAUGGAAAGAAGUUUAUCAUUCUAUAUGUAUUCUUAAUCUGGAACUCAAACAAAUAGAAAAGAAACUGGAGAAACUGGAGCAACCAGUAGCCAACACCGACGCCGUUCCUGUUGAGAAUGGUAAUACAGAAGAGAAUGGAGAAGACGGUGGGACAAUUAGUCGUACAAUUAGUGGACAGACUCUUUCAAUCAAUCCCAUCCCUGAGAAUGAAAUCGAGGAAGACACGGCUUUUUUCAGUUUUGGCGAAAGAAGAAAGACUAAAUAUAAGAAAUUAAUAGUGGCAAAAUCAGAAAAGGUUAAACAAAUUAUGAAAUUAAAUUUUGAUAUUAGAUGGGGGCAUGAGAUUAUUGCCGCUGAGAUUUCUAAUUUUUUGAAAUUUAGAACUGAGUUUUUGAGAUUUGGAAUAAAGGUGUUUAAUAAUGGUGAAAUUAGGAGGUUGAAGCAAAGAAAGCUUGAAUUGCAGUCUAUUCUCAAGGAUUUGAAAUGA